AUGGCAACGAGCUAUGCCCCAGAUAUCGACAUGGUCAUCGAGGAAACAAGAAGGACUCCGUUUACAAACAAAAUCGCCAGCGUGAGGCUGCAUCAUAUUGGGAAGUUCAAAUUCCCCGAAUACACAGGAAACAAGGACCCGAAGGCCCACGUACGAGCCUUCCGCCUAGCAAUAUCAAGAACACACCUCACCGACGACGAAAAAGAGGCCGGUUACUGCUGCUUCUUCGCCGAGAACCUCACGGGAGCCGCCUUGGAAUGGUUCGCUGGACUAGAAGAAAACUCGAUUGACAACUUCACCCAGUUAGUAUCUAUGUUCCUCAAACAGUACUCAGUCUUCAUAGAAACAAGGGUUACCGAGGCAGAUCUUUGGAAUCUCAAGCAAGCACCUUUCGAGCCGUUGAGAGCGUACAUAAACAAGUUCCGAGAAAUCAAGGCCAAGAUGUUGCAUCCAAACGAGGUCGUCGCCCUAGCAGCAUUGAAGAAUGGUGUCUGGUUCUCAUCCAAAUUCAGGGAAGAACUAGCAGUACGAGCACCUAUCUCGUUGGAUGACGCCCUACAUCGAGCCUCUUACUUUGCCACCCACGAAGAGGAGGUCUCAGCCUUAAAAGAACAGUAUAGCGCGAACAAGAAUAAUGCGACUAAAAAGCCUACUGCUCCUAAGGAGCCAGCGACCAAAGGAAAGCAUUCUUAUGCAAUAAACAACUCACCGCAAAAAUCUUAG
This is a messenger RNA of Brassica oleracea var. oleracea, 723 nucleotides long. RefSeq lists its product as uncharacterized. NCBI's taxonomy places the organism in Eukaryota, Viridiplantae, Streptophyta, Magnoliopsida, Brassicales, Brassicaceae. The transcript has a single exon. The coding region runs from base 1 to 723 and encodes 240 amino acids. The record is from RefSeq and is a predicted model, not a curated record.